This is a messenger RNA of Octodon degus (degu), 2596 nucleotides long. RefSeq names its product RRN3 homolog, RNA polymerase I transcription factor (gene Rrn3). Gene Ontology annotation, molecular function: RNA polymerase I core binding; RNA polymerase I general transcription initiation factor activity. The record is from RefSeq and is a predicted model, not a curated record. Gene Ontology annotation, biological process: transcription initiation at RNA polymerase I promoter. Gene Ontology annotation, cellular component: nucleus. The transcript has 18 exons. Bases 62 to 2038 code for a protein of 658 amino acids. Lineage: Eukaryota; Metazoa; Chordata; Mammalia; Rodentia; Octodontidae.
CGGGAGCUGGAAGGAGCACGAUUUCCUGGGCCAGGCCGAGCUGGCUGGCGUCUCCCGCGGGAUGGCAGCCUCGCUGCUUCGCACGCGGUUACCCCCGGAUGCACCCGCUUCAGCACCUACGGUAGCGGCGUUGGGCGCCUCAGGGACAGGAGUUUCAGAUGUCUUUGCAUUAAAGAAUGAUUUCUUCGGUUCUCCUCCAAGAAAAACUGUUCGGUUUGGUGGAACUGUGACAGAAGUCUUGCGGAAAUACAAAAAGGGUGAAACAAAUGACUUUGAAUUGUUAAAGAACCAGCUAUCGGAUCCAGAUAUAAAGGAUGACCAGAUCAUUAAUUGGCUGCUAGAAUUCCGCUCUUCUAUCACGUACUUGACAAAAGAUUUUGAGCAGCUUAUCAGCAUUCUGUUGAGAUUGCCUUGGUUGAACAGAAGUCAAACAGUGGUGGAAGAGUAUUUGGCUUUUCUUGGUAAUCUAGUGUCAGCACAGACUGUCUUCCUGAGGCCGUGUCUCAGCAUGAUUGCUUCUCAUUUUAUACCUCCCCGCGUGAUCAUUAAGGAAGGUGACAUAGAUGUUUCAGAUUCUGAUGAUGAAGAUGAUAAUCUUCCUGCAAAUUUUGACACAUGUCACAGAGCCUUGCAAAUAAUAGCAAGAUAUGUCCCAUCGACACCAUGGUUUCUUAUGCCAAUACUGGUAGAAAAGUUUCCGUUUGUUAGAAAAUCAGAAAGAACAUUGGAAUGUUACGUUCAUAAUUUACUAAGGAUAAGUGUGUAUUUUCCAACCUUAAGGCAUGAAAUUCUAGAACUUGUUAUUGAAAAGCUCCUCAAGUUGGAUGUGAGUGCAUCCAGGCAGGAUAUUGAAGAUGCUGAGGAAACAGCAGCUCAAGCUUGUGGCGGGACAGAUUCCAUGGAAGGAUUGUUUAAUAUGGAUGAAGAUGAAGAAGCUGAACGUGAAACAAAGGAUAGUCCUGAGUGGCUUGGUCAGAUGGUCCAUCCUGUAGCCGAACGCCUGGACAUCCUGCUGUCCUUGCUUUUGUCCUACAUCAAGGAUGUCUGCUAUGUGGAUGGUAAGAUUGAUAACAACAAAACAAAAGAGUUAUAUCGCGAUUUGAUAGCUGUCUUUGACAAACUCCUGUUGCCCACCCAUGCCUCCUGCCAUGUACAGUUUUUUAUGUUUUAUCUCUGUAGCUUCAAAUUGGGAUUUGCAGAAGCAUUUUUGGAACAUCUCUGGAAAAAAUUACAGGAUCCAAAUAAUCCUGCCAUUAUCAGGCAAGCUGCUGGAAAUUAUAUUGGGAGCUUUUUGGCAAGAGCUAAAUUUGUUCCUCUUAUUACUGUAAAAUCAUGCCUCGAUCUUUUGGUGAACUGGCUGCACAUAUACCUUAAUAACCAGGAUUCAGGAGCAAAGGCUUUUUGUGAUGUUGCUCUCCAUGGACCAUUUUAUUCAGCCUGCCAAGCUGUGUUCUACACCUUUGUUUUUAGACACAAGCAGCUUUUAGAUGGAAACCUUAAAGAAGGUUUGAGGUAUCUUCAGAGUCUAAAUUUUCAACGUAUAGUGAUGAGCCAGCUAAACCCUCUAAAGAUUUGCCUGCCAUCAGUGGUUAACUUCUUUGCCACUAUCACAAAUAAGUACCAGCUAGUCUUCUGCUACACUAUCAUUGAGAGGAACAAUCGGCAGAUGCUACCAGUUAUUAGAAAUACAGCUGGAGGAGACUCAGUGCAGACCUGCACAAACCCACUUGACACUUUCUUCCCCUUUGAUCCUUGUGUGCUUAAGAGGUCAAAGAAAUUCAUUGAUCCUAUUUAUCAAACAUGGGAAGACAUUAGUGCUGAAGAGCUUCAGGAAUUUAAGAAACCCAUUAAAAAGGACAUAGUAGAAGAUGAAGAUGAUGACUUUUUAAAAGGUGAAGUGUCUCAAAAUGAUUCUGUGAUUGGGAUUACACCAAGCUCCUUUGAUGCUCAUUUCCAAAGUCCUUCCAGUAGUCUGGGCUCCCCACCUAUGGUAUACACACCAGUCCAGUCCCCUCUGAUCUCAAGAAUUGGUGAUUGAGGUACAUUGCUCCUCCCAGGGUUGGCCUUCAUUAUCCAGGUUCGUACUGCUUAGGACUGUAGUAUAUAUGCAGGCAUUGUACAUUCUACUUAGACUUCACCCAUGUAUUUUUGUUGUUGUCUUUUGCCUCCCUUAUAGACAAAAAGAAAAGACUAUCAUGUGCAAUAUUUUACAGAAGGGUUAAUGGUAAGGACUGCUUGUUAAUUUAAUUUACUUUAUGUUAUUGUGUAAUUUUUACUAUCAGCACUAGCCCAUUUUAACACACUUCCUUUUUUUACAUAGGUUCUUUUUAGAGCCAUAGUCACAAAGCUUUCUUUGUCUGAUUUCAGUGAAAAAUGCUUUAUGAUAAAUCCUCUUUAAAAACUAGAAUGUUGCUGGGGAUGCUGGCGCAUACCUAUAUUCCAAACAUUCUGGAUGUUCAGACAGGAGGAUCAAGAGUUCAAGGCCAAACGUGACCUACACAAUGAGGCCCUGUCUCAAACAACAACAAUGCUAGAAACAAUGCUAAAAAACUAGAAUACUUAUUUUGGCUAUAAUGCUUACUUCCUGCUGUAAUUG